UCCCAUCCGAGCUUGGGGUGGAGGCCGCGGACGCCCGUCCCUAUUUAAAGGACCCGACUCCAGAGGAGGUUAUGCAGUCUUCAUCCGCUUCAUCAUCAUACACAACCCACUAUCAACUUAGACUAAUGGCUGUCAAAGAUCUCGCCGAAAGCACCAUCAACGACAACACCAUCGCUUUCUUCUCCAAGAGUUGGUGUCCUUAUUGCAAGGCCGCCAAAGCCCUCUUCAAAGAAAAAUAUCCCGAUACUCAGAUUAAGAUUGUUGAGUUAGACGAGACUGAAGGAGGUGACGACCUUCAGAGUUACUUGGCUGAUAAAACAGGCCAGAGGAGCGUUCCAAACGUUUUCAUUAACAAGAAGCACGUCGGUGGCAACGACAAGAUUCAAGCUUUGCAGAAACAGGGCGAGCUCAUCAAACUGAUCAACCCCAAAGCGUGAGCUUCGAAUUCGGGCACCCUCAAGAUAAACUGAGGCGGGUUUCGGGUUUCACUUAGGUUGUCGACUGUUAAGCUGUAACUGAAGUCAGAUGUACUCUUAUCUGUACAAUUAGAGUAAGGUUUAUAAUCGCAUUAAGAAUCGGGACUCCGGAUCUUGAGACCCAGUGAAAAUCGACAAUAUUCUGGGGAAUUCACACCUAUUCGGUACCAUGUAUUAUGGCAGAUGAAUUAUUUGCAACUAGUGCUCCAUAAUGCGCCC
Marasmius oreades (fairy-ring Marasmius) is the source of this 695-nucleotide messenger RNA. RefSeq lists its product as uncharacterized. Gene Ontology annotation, biological process: cellular response to oxidative stress. The coding region runs from base 72 to 437 and encodes 121 amino acids. The record is from RefSeq and is a predicted model, not a curated record. The transcript is spliced from 5 exons. Gene Ontology annotation, cellular component: nucleus; cytoplasm. NCBI's taxonomy places the organism in Eukaryota, Fungi, Basidiomycota, Agaricomycetes, Agaricales, Marasmiaceae. Gene Ontology annotation, molecular function: glutathione disulfide oxidoreductase activity.